AUAACAGAUUAAUGCAUUUAUUGGAGACUUGCGCAAAAAACCGUAGAUUCCCAGGGGGCCUUCCUAUAUAAACCAUGUUUGACUUGCCAGUUGCAAUUAGAUUGCAACAAUCUAUCAAGAUGUUCAAACUAGCAGUUGUCCUUGUCCUCUCCGUUCUCGUACAUGAGAAUUCGGGAGCUCUUAUCACCCGUGCUGCUUGGGGGGCCCGGGCACCAAACUUCGUCUCAAGAUUCAGCGGAAUUAUUCCAUAUGUUGUGAUUCAUCAUUCAUACGAGCCAGGAAUAUGCUAUACUACCGAUGCUUGCAAAGCAGCCAUGAGGUCCAUGCAAAACUUCCACAUGAACACCAAUGGAUGGCCCGAUAUUGGUUACAGUUUUGCCGUUGGUGGUGAUGGUAACAUCUACGAAGGUCGUGGCUAUAACGUUGAAGGUGCUCAUGCUCCAGGAUACAAUUCCCGAAGUGUUGGACUUUUGAUGAUUGGUGAUUUCAGGACCGCCUUGCCACCAGCAAACAUGCUGACUGCUGCCAAGAAUUUCAUCGCUCAAGGUGUUAACGAAGGAAAGGUUUCAGGAAGCUACAAAUUGAUUGGACACAGACAAGCUGUGGCUACUGAAUGCCCUGGUGACAGGUUGUACAACGAAAUCAAGACCUGGGCUCGCUGGACCGCAAAUCCUUAAAUGGAGUACUCUUCCAAGGUUUUCAAAUUGCAGCAAUGUUGUGAAUAAAUGAAUGUGUAAUGAGCAA
Molecule: messenger RNA, 744 nt
Organism: Hermetia illucens (black soldier fly)
Lineage: Eukaryota; Metazoa; Arthropoda; Insecta; Diptera; Stratiomyidae
Product: peptidoglycan-recognition protein LB-like
Exons: 3
Coding region: 75-677 (200 amino acids)
Biological process (GO): peptidoglycan catabolic process; innate immune response
Molecular function (GO): zinc ion binding; peptidoglycan binding; N-acetylmuramoyl-L-alanine amidase activity
Source: RefSeq, a predicted model, not a curated record